This is a messenger RNA of Aplysia californica (California sea hare), 4525 nucleotides long. RefSeq lists its product as uncharacterized. The coding region runs from base 408 to 2837 and encodes 809 amino acids. NCBI's taxonomy places the organism in Eukaryota, Metazoa, Mollusca, Gastropoda, Aplysiida, Aplysiidae. The transcript is spliced from 6 exons. The record is from RefSeq and is a predicted model, not a curated record.
AAAGGUUGCACGGCGUGUAGCUUGGCUUGGCUUGGCAAGACUAGGCUAGGCUAUGAGGUGGUUUGGCAAUGCGCUACGCUACACAAUAGGCGGGUUACCUUGCUAGCUGGCUGGCUCGUUUGUAGGCCAACUUAUCGCCGGGGCAAGCAACACAGCUACCGAGCAGAGGGAGAGAGAGAGAGAGGCCGAGCUAGUCACAAGCCCACGUGAAGCUAACUCUGUAGCCUAAUAAAAACGAUAGGGCCUAAGAUAACGAUAACCUCGUGAAGUCGACAAGUGAAGUCCUUCUAAGUUCUAUAGUCUACCUACUAGCAUAUUACUUUGUGUGGUCACACAGUUACUGGCUCGGGUCUUUUCCAACCAAACCAAGUCCUUUGCAGCAAAGACUGCAGCCUUACCGCCUACCAAUGGCAGCCUACGACCCCCGGGUCUACCAGAUGCACACGGCGGGAGCUGGCGUCCUCCACCCCGGCAUGAUGCCUGGGAUGCCUGGGAUGAGUCAUCAGCGCUUCCCUCACCAUGGCAACAACGUCCCCCCACCCAGCAGCCAGCAAGGAGGGAACCUGCAGCCUCCACAGUCGGCCGUCCACCAAGCUCCGAGACAGCCCAGUGCAGACAAACAGAAAGCAGGUCCUGGCUGGCAGCAUACAUACCGCAUGGCUCAAAGCAUCGCCUUCCCAGAGCCAAGUACAGCUUGCGGUGAACGGGUGGCGGGUUUCCUGGAGGACUUGGCUCGGGCGAUCGGCUGCCCGGUGGAGUAUGUGCUGGUGCCUCUGUUACCUUGUAUUGGAGGGCUACUGGGCACCAACACCACCAUCCGCGUGCACCGAGGCUGGAGUGAGCCGCCUAUCCUGUGGAGCGUCGUCAGUGCCAGUGCCGGGACCCGGCGGUCAGCUGUCAUCAGACAAUUAUUGUCUCCUAUACUGGCUCUGCAGCGCCUCGCCCCUCAUGAACGGAAGUCCUCCUCACCAUCAAACAGAACUGCGAGUGGAAACGACAGCUCCAAUAACAGCGAUGGCGAAUCUGCUUCUGAAGAAGACAUGUCCUCUUUCAGUAAAGGUCCCGCCGCAAAGAGACACCGUGGAUCUGGAGCUAGAUCUGAAAAGAGCAAACCAGUUGAGUCCAAGCCUGGGCCUCCUCGCCGUCAGAGAAGAGCCCUUUACUCUGGAACACGAAUCAACGCAGCGGCACUGACGGAAGUGCUACACCGUAACGACGGGCACGCCUUCAGCCUGACAGAGAACGUGGAGAACCUGCACGAGAUGCUGGGGUUGCUGCAGCCGGUGGUUCCCCCUCGCCUCGUCUCCGUCAUGGAAGAUCUGUACGAGGGCCUGCCUCUAGUCGCUGUGGAAGACGGUCGCGUGACCACCAUCUUAGGAUCCAACUUUUGCCAUGGAGGUUUCGCCAGCUCGGAGUACGCCGUUACCCUCAUGCUGAAGUGUCCCUCUUGGCUGUCAGCUCGGCUGUUGCUGUCCUGCCCACAGACCGACGACAUGAAGGGUGUGUUUGGAGAACCGGCUCAAGGUGCUCACCAACCAGAUCUGGGGUUCAUCUACGAGACCAUCCUGAGACACCAUGAAGAAAAGAACACGUACACAUUUAACCAAGAUGCUGUUCAAGAACUGAGCCGGUUUUUUGAUGACGAGUGGUCGACCGUGCUGAAUCAGCUGGACCAGAAUGAGCAUGAAGGUAUCAUCGGGAAGUCCAUGGGACAGAUUGUUCGAAUCAGCAGUGUUCUCAAGGCAUUAGACAACAGUGUUAGGCUUUGUGAAAAUAUGGAGACAAACUCCGAGUCACCUCCUGAGUGGGACUGGGUCAUUGACCCUUACACGGUGAAAUGUGCCAUAACUCUGGGGAAGUACUUCCUAGAACAAAAGCUGGCCAUGACGUUUAUGGUGGGAACCGGGUUCUUCACAUCAUCAGCAAUGGAAAGCUCAAUGAAUGGAGGGAGUGACAAUAACAGCUUUCAAGAUUCCAUGACUUUACCUCAAACUGCAUUAGGUGAGAGUUCUAUGAAUGAUCAACUUGACUCUCAGGCUGGUUCCAGUCAGCAGACUCCUCACUCUUCAGCUUCUUCAUCUCCCCAUGGGGCAAUGGUGCCAGGCCGUUCUCAAAGAACAGGAAGCCAGGAUUCAAUGCCCUCAAUAUCUCAGGUCGUAUUUGGCGCUCAGGCCACAAAUCAGCAGGCGCUCUCCCUUUACGACUUGCCUAAGCCUCCCGGCCCAGAAGGAGAUGUGGAUUACAAGAACUUGCCUCACACAAUGACCACACUGGAGGAGGAUGUCAGUGAAAUGAUGCAAGCCGUAGAUUUUGUCCACUUCUCAAAGACUCAGUUUGUGGCCGUGCACGGGAGAAGAAUUAAGAGACUCCUUGAAUGCUACGAUGAUGGGCACGGCGUGUCCGCUACCACCGCUGCUCAGAAGUCGAUCACCCCACCUGUGCGAAUCGAGGGCACUAACAACAGACAUCCUGCAUGGGCGAGCGCGUUGUUCUUUCAGAAGGUAGCUGACCUACAACUGGGCAGUGCCGAACAGGGACGGCACCCAACCAACAGGAAGGUGUGUUGGCGUUUCAAAAGGAAGCCCCUCAGCCAGCUCAACGAGAAGGAUUUCCAGCUUCUCAACUACUUGAGAGUUGAUAUGGAAAAAUACUCUCAGUUUGGAUCCAGUCCACUGAACCCCACCAUGAUGGUGAACUGCGGUCUGAUCAGCCUGAACCAGAACAAUAGCCCAGGGCCAAGUCAGCGCAUGCCAGCUGGGCUCGAUGAAGACUCGAGCAGUCAGCCCAGUGCCGCGAGCAACUCAAGUACACCCAAUAUCAAAUCGGAAGUCUUUUGACACUCGUCAUUUUGAAAUUGAAAUACGUUCAGUUGCAUUGAUGAUCACCCAGAGGAUUUCAUGGCUUCCAUCUUGUUUUUCUUUCAUUCUUGAAAGGAGACGGGAGGGGGAACACUAACCCACUCUGUGAUUAUAUUAUGUGUAUCUUAUGUAACUUUUCAAAACUAUGAGACUGAUUUCAUGAACAGACAAGUUGUAUAGAUAUGCCAUACUGGUCAUGUAUAACUGACUAAUAAUUAAAUGUGUUGUUGGAAUUACAAUUCAUUUUGCCACGGAUAUAAUACGAAUCACGAAGUGAGUUGGAUGGGAAAAAUCAAAACUUUUCCUUUGACUUCUGUUCAAAUGUUUAUGAAAAGAUCACAGUUAGAAACGAAUCGUUCAACCCAUUAAGCUGCUGGCACAUUUUUUUUAGAUUAGAAAAGUGAAAAGGAACCGAUUUUUCUCAACAUACUUUUAUCAAUUGUCCAUUUUGAUAAGCUUACUUGCUGGAUUUUUGUCCUUGGGCUCCUAACAGAGUUUUCAAGGAAUUAAAACCGGAGAGGCUGAUGUACACAUCACUCUGAUGUGUAGCGUACAUCAUGUACAUAAAUGGUAGUGACUGAUCAUGGCAUCAUGUAUUUCAUUUUGCAUAUUAAUAGUAGCAGGCUUCAAUAUUCAUUUUCUAAAGUUGCCAACAAAGACAAAGCCCCAUUUCUCACGUACGUAGAGCUGUGCUACUCCAUACCACUUUCCCAUAGCAGCAUUGUCUGUCCUUUUCAUGGAAUAACAGUUUUGUUAUCCUUGGACGGAGAGUUGGUUUCUGAAAGCGGGGCUGGCUGGUAAGGUCAAGUCAGUCAGUUUUCAGCAUAGAUAGACUCGAUUGUUUUGGGGGUUUUAAAUUAUCACAGUGUUUGAUCACUUGCUUGUACAUUGCAAUAUAAUUUUUUUUUCUCCGAAAUCUGUCACUUAUAGUGUUUGAACCUUAUUACAGGAGCCCAACCAAGGGUGUAUUGUUUUGAGUUGCUAAUGCUGUUCUUCCAUUGCCGUGGUUAAGACGUUUUAAAUAUCUUGUUCUUUUUAUACUUGUCUUUCACAAGACAUAAUACUUUAUUUGACUGAUGACGAUCACAAAGACAUUUCAACUGAAUAGUUUCGUAAGCUUCAAGCAUAGAGAAUAUGUGCAGCAAAGUUGGAAGUAAAUGGUGUAUGCAAUGGUGCAGCAUUCGCUUUGACUUUAACGUCUAAAGAUAAAAUUGUUUCUCGAAUUGUUCAUUAUAAUUAAACACUUCACGAGAAUGGCCUAAUCUAGCGCUAAGGAGUUAGAGGAGGUAAAGAUAUCACCCCUUCCUGUACCAAUUUUUCCUUACGUCUGUGAGGGUGUGUGUGUGGGGGGGGGGUGUCUGUGUGUGUGUGCUUGUGGAAAGAGAGGGAGAGAGAGGGGGCGGGGGAGAGAGAGAGAGGCAUAAUUAUGCAUUAUAGUAUUAUUCCAUGAACAUGUCAAUGACCUGGGUUUUUGAAACUCGUGCAUAAUAAUAUGUUCUUCAAAAGUUAUUAUUAUUAUUUUUUAUUUUUUUUAGGGGAAGAGUGGUGGUAUACAAACAAUGUUGGUACGAAUUAUGUAUCUCAAAGAAUACACCACACUGCGUUUUGAUGUUCAAAAUACUUUAUAUUAUGCAAUAAAUAUUGUUUAAUUAAGUCUAUAAACACAU